UACAGCUUGUUAGUGAUGCAUUUAAAGGGCGAGAGUUUACAAGUGGACGAAAAGGCAGGUUUCUCCGAGGCCGAUAUCGAAGCGUUCUUCCUUCAACUGUCCUCAAUGGACUCAAACAAUUGGGAUAACAGUGUUGGUGUGGGCGAGCGGGAAGGACGGGUCUUGCUAGAUCUAGUCCGUCAUAUAGCAGCUAUUCAACCGAAGGCUGCCGGAUCGAGUGUGAUCAAUCGAUUAACCAAUCAACUUCUCUUGGACUGCACAGCACACUGCUUCCUAGUUCCCAUGGCCACCGGGAUGUCAUUGACCCUAUGCAUGCUUACACUGCGCAAACGUCGUCCAACUGGUGCACGGUUUGUUCUCUGGCCGCGGAUCGAUCAAAAGUCUUGUUUCAAAUGCAUUCUAGCCGCUGGUAGGUGUUAUUUCUCCGCUACUGGGACAAUCUUUAUAUGCGAUAGCAACUCCAUUAGCAUCCGGCUAAGCACACUGCACCUUUCGCGCUUUGCCAUCCCUAGUCCCGGGGUACAGGUAGUGGAUAUCCGUUGCUCAUCACAUUCAAAUGUGGAAUGA
Molecule: messenger RNA, 567 nt
Organism: Echinostoma caproni
Lineage: Eukaryota; Metazoa; Platyhelminthes; Trematoda; Plagiorchiida; Echinostomatidae
Source: the annotation of a GenBank genome assembly